Drosophila ananassae is the source of this 711-nucleotide messenger RNA. Its product is annotated as myotrophin. The coding region runs from base 104 to 544 and encodes 146 amino acids. Lineage: Eukaryota; Metazoa; Arthropoda; Insecta; Diptera; Drosophilidae. Gene Ontology annotation, cellular component: cytoplasm; nucleus. The transcript has a single exon. Gene Ontology annotation, molecular function: protein binding. The record is from RefSeq and is a predicted model, not a curated record. Gene Ontology annotation, biological process: regulation of barbed-end actin filament capping.
ACCUCACACCCAUACACCCACAUAUCCCCACAAAUCAGAUAGCCUCCGACCGAGAAAGAUUAAUACUAAUACUAAAACAUAGAGCCAAAUCAAAUUGCGUAGCAUGGGCGACAGCAUCGAGGACAUCAUCUGGACGAUCAAGAACGGCGAGUUCGAGGCCGUUAAGAAGGCGUUCCUGGGCAAGCCCGAAUCCGAAUCCGAGGCGGGAUCGGGAUCGGGAUCGGAAUCGGGUUCUAGGUUGGAUAAGGGAUUCAAGCCCCGGAACGUAAACGAUCCGAUGGGUGUACGAUUUCCGUUGCAUUAUGCCGCCGAUUUUGGGCAGCUGAAGCUCCUGAAGUUCUUCGUCCAUAUGGGGGCGGAGGUGGACCGGAAGGACAAGUACGGCAUUACGCCGCUCCUGGCUGCCAUUUGGGAGGGACACACCCGGUGCGUUGAGUUUCUGCUGCAGGUGGGCGCCAGCCGGACGGAGCGCACUCCGGGCGGACAGAGCUACGUGGAGGCGGCCGAGCGGGAGGACAUUCGCCGCCUCCUGGCGCGUCCUUAGUGCCACGCGCCAAAAGAUAGGCAAACAGGAAUAGGAAUGGGGCAGGCGAUGGUGACGGAGGAGGUCCUUGAAACUUGCGCUUCAAAUUCCUAGUGUUGAGCCUUGUUUUACAUUUUAUUUUUCAACAAUUUUCGGAUGAACAAUAUAUUGGAAAUAGUUUCAUUGGA